CCUGAUGGGCCACUUGGCUCGCAUGCAGACUUUACCUUUUUUUAUAUCCGGCGCACGUUGAUUGAUUGAUUUUCGACAACUCGCUCCGCGUCCCAUCAGUGGGGGUUUUUUCUCUCCUAUGAAAAGCCGUGAGGAGAAUGGGGAUCCUUGGGUUGGCAAGAAGGACUGUCACAAACGGCAUGAUGGGUAAUGUUGUGAAAAAUGGCGGAAAGCAGUGCCCUAUGACAACUCGGCGAAGAAUCGCUAAUUUUGAAGCGUACUAGAGGACGUCAACUGGGGCUUAAAGAUGCCGAAAGCUGGUAACAGCAAGAAGCGAAAGAGAGAGAGUAAGAAAGACGAGGAACCCGACGCGAAGAAAGCGAAAUCGAAAGAAAACGAUGGACCACACGAAGUUGAAGACAAAGAGCAGGACUGCACAAAUGUUUUCAAUCUCCCAUUCGAAGAACAACAAGAAAUAGAUGACAUCGAUGAAAAGUUGGAGCAGAACGCGGCAAAGAACAACUUAACGACAAUUAACGUGAAGAGUAUUUUGCACCAUGUUGUAUCUGACAAAAGAGUUCUUGCUAUGGUGAAGAGUGUGGCAGCUGAACUUGAAGAUGAGCAGGGUGAUGCUGCCACGAGUAGCAAUGGAGAAAGCCUGGAUGUGGAACUUGAUUUUGCACCUAAAAUGACCAGAGCAAAGAGUAAACAAACAAAUCAAGGAGAUCCAAUUGCUGUACUGGCAUCUCAGUCUCCCAUAAAAGAGUUACGAACAAAGAGGACCUCAACAAAAAAAAAGAUUCAUUUUACAGAGUUGGAACUUCCAGAUUCAUCAUCUGAUGAAGAAUAUAACCCAGAUAAUGAAGAGGAUGGGAGUGACGAAGAUACGGAAAGUUGUGUAUCCUUUACCAGUGACCUAGCUUCACCUCAAGUUCCUGGCACACCAGAGAGGGAGAAAACAGAUGAUACAAAAGCGUCAGAAGACAACACAGAGAAAACAGUGACCCGAUCCCUCAGCAAAAAGCUUUCACAGGAGCCUUUUAAAGUUCCCUAUCCAGUGGCAUCAACAGCUUCAACACCAGUUGAGGAGGUUGCUGUUGUUGAAGAUGGUGACCUAAUAGCAAAAAGGACUCGCUCUCAGCUUCCACUUCAGGAUGUACCCAUUGAGAGUAUAGAAGCAACGUUCCAACCUCCAGACUUCACUGCGGACAUGUAUGAUACAAUCCGGGAAGAUGAUUUGGACUUUGAAGACAUUGAAUGGCAGAAGUGGCUUCAGGGACUUAUAAACUCAGAUGAUGUCUGUGGGGAUGAGGAUCAUGAGGACUCUGAGUACAAUUUUAUGGCUGAAGAUCAGAAGGAAGAAAAAGAAGAAUAUAGGAAUGACAGGGCUGUUAGAAUACCAAAGAAGGAAGUCAAUGAGUUACUUGAUGAAUUACUGAAAGAUUAUGAUGACAGUGAGGAUGCACUCUGGCUGGAUGAGGAGGGUGAAGAUAUGAGCUACCUUGAGAUGCUAAAUGUCAGGGAUGCAGUGGACAAAAAAGUGCAGUUUUUUGAUGCUCAACAACUGGAGAGACUUACUGAACAACUGCAGCAGCAUGCACAACUCCUGACACAGAUAUUUCUGAUGGCCCGCGAGGAUGACAGCCUGGGUAAAGAAGCACAACUAACUCGAGACUAUGUCAAUGAACUGAAAGGUUUCCAUGACAGAGCAUCCAAUGCUCAGCUGAUCAGGGGACUGGGGGAUGGUAAAGUACAUGCCUCAGCUUUCAGCUUCCCAGGCCUGGAGCAAGCUGUAGAAAUCGUUAACAGCACCUUUGUUCCUAAGAGAAGAACAUCGAGCCCACGAAAAUGCACCACGCCUAAAAAAGACAAACCUCCCGCCAAAACAGGAAGGCGUUCAAAAACUCUAACCGAAGACCUUCUUCCAACACUAUCAGAAACCAACAUACAGCUCAUGGCUACCAACAAAAGCGUUUUCCGUUUUGUGGAGCUCCUUCCUCAUCAUGGUCUGUUACCAAGAACAGGAGACACACCCAAACAGCUCAAUGGACUCAGAGUGAAAUUCUCAGACGCAGAAGACAAUCUUCUAGCACUGGGUAUGAAGCAGCUGGGUAAAAAGUGGGAUCUGAUACAGGAGCAUCUUCUUCCCGUCAAGAGCCCCAAACAGCUACAGAUUCGCUGUAAAAAUCUGCUUUCAGCCCGCGCGCCUGAGAACAUCAUCAAGUACUAUCGCAGGAAUAAAGAACUGUGGCACUUACCAACCAAGAUACAGGUUUACGUAGAGUCUAAUGGCCGCAGGGUACGGGUUAGAGAGUCACUGGAACCAGACUGGUUCAUAAACUACAAGAAAAAACAAAAGGAGUACCGAGAUAGUCAAGAGAAAAGCGAGCCUACCAUUGUUCAGCAAAGCAUAGUAGAGAGUCCGUCGUAUAGCCGGCCAAUCGUGCCUAAGCUUAGUGGAGGAGCGUACACUGUAGCCUUACCAACUGGUUCGUCUCCUAGUGACCGAGGACAGGUAGCAUGGCUGACUAUUACAAGCAGUACAAGCCCAUGGAAGGCUUUAACUCCAGCUCAACCGGUUGAGGAUGUAUGCGAACGGGAGGAUACCUUGGUUGCAGGCAACGUGGCAAGUGUUCGAUCAUCGCCUCCCGUCAGUGUUGGCCAAGAUACUGUCACACAAGCAAAUGAGGAUCGAGCGCCAUUACCCGCUCCUGCCUCAGCAACACAAACUGAUGUAGAUGUUAACAUAAACCCUUCACCAGCAAACGACGAGCCUGUUGUACCGACACACCAGACAGAGAAGGAAAUAACUACUACAAUUACUGCUGAUGAUUCCAAGUCCUUAAGUACCAAUUCAAACUCAAAAGAAACUAGCAAAGAAAAUAAUUCAAAAGACUCGACGGAAAAGGUAACUUCAGAAGGUUCAACCAACAAGCCGACGACAUCCUCAAAAGCGAAGGCAUCGCGUGACAAGAAUGCAGGGAGCGUGACAGGUGGUCGGGUGACAUCAAAGUCACACAGCUCUGGCUCCGAGAGUGGAGGAAAUGCCGGUGGGACUUCCCGCAAGCCUGCACCAAACUCACAAGCCGGCUGGGCGGGGAACUAUAUCUUGGAGCCAGACCCAAAGUUCAGAAAUCGCGCUCACGCAUUUGCGGAAGGGUUUUUGGCUAAAGUCAAGAAGCAGCUUAGCGAUGACCCAGUAACAUAUGAAGAAUUCUUACGCACACUUGCACUGUCUUCCGCGGAGCAAUGUUCACCAGUGGAGUUGUACAGGAGGGUUGAAGUGGUUCUUGCUCAGUACCCUGGUCUUGUGGAGGGGUUUGUUGGAUUUUUAGAACCUGACCAGGCGGUAGAAGCAGGCGUGUUUAUGGCAAACCUGGAGUUUGUGAGGGCGAGAACGUUCCUGAGGAAACUGGAGGUGCACUUCCAGCGGAGUCCCUCUCAGUUCAGGAAGAUAAUCAACGCAUUUGAUUCUUGGAAUAAGAAAACAGUAAAAGACCCUUUGCAGUUACAGCAAACCAUUGUUCCGAUGUUAAAAGGACAAAUGCACCUGAUUGAAGAAUUCUACUCGUUCUUUGACGACUUGAAGCCUCCUGUAUGUUCUGACGAUGAUUUCGAGGAAAUUGAGUUCGGAAGUGGGAGCGAACCAGAGGUCGAUGAUUUUGAAGAAGUCGUCAUACCAUGUUUUGUGGAGCCCAAGAAGAUCAAAGGCAGACCCGCCAAGGACACUUUGCAAAAAAACGCUUAUACAAGAAAGGCUAGAAAACCUUGUGCGGCUGUGAAAGGAAGUAAACAACAAGGAACUACAGGCAAACCCCUGGGAAACAGAACAAAAGUCAGCCAGGCAAAAACAAACACUUGUGGGAAGGAUCAGACUAAGGCUGGUGGGAAACAAGACAACAGCCAAGGUAAAGGCCAAGGAGAUAAUGCGACAAAAGACAUGAAGCCUACCCCUGAAGGGUCGACAAACGUAGAAACGACAGGAGAGGAGAGUGGAGUUAAUGAUCAAAGAACUGAGGUCAACUUGUUAGAAGGACCUCUCUCCGUUACAACAUCACUGCAAUCAGAAACCAGCAGCGACAGUUAUCGGGGAGAAGAGUUGAAUCCUACUAAUACGGACACUUUAAACCUGGAACAUGAAGAAGAACGCGAGCGACGACACUCCGAUAGCGAAGAACAAGAGGAUGAUGGGAAUUCUGACAUGGAGCAUGAUGGGUACGAAGAAGAUGACGAUGACGAUUAUAUGGAUGGUGACGACAUCGACGGUGACGUCAUCAAGAGUGACGUAGACGCUGAAGCCAGUGGCUGUGAUAGCGACGCUAACGUUGUUUCCAGUUCAGCUGUUGUGCCAGCUAAAAAUCUUCAACGUAGUCAAGAUGGACAGGUGGUCCUUUUGUGGACGAGGGAAGAUGACCGAGUUAUAUUGCAAGCUUGUCAAAAGAUGGGCGCUAAGCCAGAAACGUUUGAACAUAUAGCCAACGGCUUAAAAAAUAAAACAGCAGACGAGGUAAAAACGCGUUUUAUGGAUCUUCUGAAUCUUUUUAAAGCCAGCAGCGGUGAACGAACGAGAGAAUCAACAAACGAGGAAUCCUGCAGCGAGGAGGAAGACGAGGACGACAGUGAAACUGUUGGUGAAUCAGAAGGAGAGCAGCCUCACGACUAGUACAUUAACAAGUUCUCUCUUCAUUUCAUGGCUUCUGCCCUGCCCUUGGUAACGCAAUCUCGAUGGCCAAAAGGGUCACGCAAUACAGCAGUGACUGGCUUGGCUACAAUGUUGUUUCACCGUCUGGAGUGUUGUCCGUGACACUAUAGUAGGAACCUUAACCGUUCCGAAUCCUUAAAUUGAUCAAAAUAUUUAAAUAUUAAAUUAAUGUAAAAGGAACUAAAUAGGAUACCCGUGAAAACGUUCGGUUGCUGUGUUUUGAAAUGCUGUUUUGGAAGUGAUGGCUUAUACAAAGCUAAUCUAGAAAUUUAAAAAAAGUAUAUAUAUAUUUAUGUUCAUACUAUUUGAACACGACGUGAAUAAGUUUAAAUUGAAACAAGAACACUGGGUGUGCGAAAAAAGUUCAAAAUAAAUCAGCUAGGAAGUCCGUUUCAGUUUUGUAUUUGUACAGAUUUUAAAUUGAAUGAUAGAGUUGAAAAUUGUGACUGCAAAGAGAUAGCAAAAUUAAGAAUUACUUGACUUACAGUGGAAGAAUGGCUCAAAAUAAAUACCGAAUGUUUUACGUA
Messenger RNA from Orbicella faveolata, 5208 nucleotides. RefSeq lists its product as uncharacterized. Lineage: Eukaryota; Metazoa; Cnidaria; Anthozoa; Scleractinia; Merulinidae. The record is from RefSeq and is a predicted model, not a curated record. Gene Ontology annotation, biological process: regulation of DNA-templated transcription. Gene Ontology annotation, molecular function: transcription coregulator activity. Gene Ontology annotation, cellular component: nucleus.